Messenger RNA from Cajanus cajan (pigeon pea), 906 nucleotides. Its product is annotated as SPX domain-containing protein 2. The record is from RefSeq and is a predicted model, not a curated record. Gene Ontology annotation, biological process: cellular response to phosphate starvation. Lineage: Eukaryota; Viridiplantae; Streptophyta; Magnoliopsida; Fabales; Fabaceae.
GAUUCCGGAACCCGAACAAUAGCAUUUCUUUCCCUUUAUUUACUUUUAAUCUAAUCCACUCAACUCCACUAACAUCUCCUUGUGCAAAACUGAGCAAUAGAACAAGUGUUGUUUGUUCUUGACUUCUUGCCAUGAAGUUCUGGAAGAUCCUGAAGAGCCAGAUCGAGCAGACCCUGCCCGAGUGGCGUGACCAAUUCUUGUCCUACAAAGACUUGAAGAAACUGUUGAAGGUUAUGUGUCCUAAAGAUGCACUCACUCCACCCCGUUUGGAUGCUGAAGAGCUUAACCAUUUCCUUCACCUUUUGGAGCUUGAGAUUGAUAAGUUUAAUGCUUUCUUUGUUGACAAGGAAGAAGAGUAUAUCAUCAAGUGGAAGGAGUUACAAGACAGAGUUGCCAGAGCUGUGGAUUCAAACGUGGAGUUGAUGUCACUAGGGAGGGAAAUAGUGGAUUUUCAUGGGGAGAUGGUUUUGUUAGAGAACUAUACUGCACUCAACUACACAGGUCUAGUGAAGAUAAUAAAGAAAUAUGAUAAGCGAACUGGUGCACUACAUCGCUUGCCUUUUAUCCAAGAUGUGUUGAACCAGCCUUUUUUCAAGAUUGAUGUGCUUAACAAGCUUGUAAAGGAGUGUGAGGUGAUACUGAGUAUUCUUUUCACCAAUGACUGGCUUUCAAUUGGUGAGGAUUAUGAGGAGGAUGAAUGUGGCUCCGUGACUGAAAAUGAAAACAAAGAGACGCUGAUGCAUGUUCCCAGAGAACUUGCUGAAAUUGAAAACAUGGAGAGCACGUUCACCAAACUAACUUUAUCAGCACUGCGUAGCUUGGAAGAAAUUAGGGGUAGAAGCUCGACAGUAAGCAUUUUCUCAUUGCCUCCUCUGCAUGACUAGGCUUUGCAAUUGCAAGAGGAUU